CUUUCUUUAGCCUUUUGUUCAAACUUUGUGUGGCCUUUUUGUCAUCUUUGUGUAGCUUUUGUUUUUAAGUGAAUCUUGGCUGAGAACCCAUUACACCCACCUUGUGUAAUGAAAACCCGGGAUAUAUAAUCUCUCCCUAUAUAUUCUGCGUGCAUUGAGUAGCCUCAACCUCCCCAGGCCUGGUACAGACGUGGACCUGUUUCACACAACUGCCACUUGAAGGGGGAAUAAAGAAGCAAAUGCUACCAAGACAAGCUCAUAACAGAGACCUUAUCACCAGAUGUGUACGGAUGAAAGUACAGCGAGAUGAGCCAGAGAGCGAGUAAGGAGGGUCCCCGGCUCUCCAAGAACCAGAAGUUUUCCGAGCACUUCGUCAUACGUUGCUGCCCGCCGUUCACCUUCCUCAACUCCAAGCGCGAGACGGUGGAUCGGAAGUACAGCAUCUGCAAGAGUGGCUGCUUCUACCAGAAGAAGGAAGAGGACUGGAUCUGCUGCGCCUGCCAGAGGACCAGAACCAGACGCCGUCCAACGUCCCCUCAGAGGCCCAAGCUCCAGCCAGCUGCACCCCCCGCGGUGGUCAGAGCACCAGCCAAGCCACGGUCCCCUCCGAGGCCCGAGCCACGGUCCCCUCCGAGGUCAGAGCGUCAGCCACGACCCCGCCCAGAGGCCCGACCACCACCAGCCAAGCAGCGCCCCCCUCAGAAGUCCAAGCAGCAGCCGCGCAGCAGCCCCCACAGAGGGCCGGGCACCAGCCGUGGGGGGUCCCCCAUCAAAGCUUCUAGACUGAGAAGGAGAAGCAAGCCUGCCCCCAGGAAGAAGUAGCCAAAGAGGAGCUUCAGGUGGACGCAUGGCCUCAGCUCCUGGACUCGCUGCUUCCUGACCCACGUGCCCUUGGGCCAGCUCUCUGGUUUCGAGUGUGAUGCAGAGGCGGACACCUGCUGAUGCCCGACGUCUCCAUGGCAGGGGGGCCACCGGGCAGCCUGCCUGGAGCAUUUUGAAGAUGUCACCCCAUUGUUUCCUGACCUCUUUAAUUGCCAGUGAGAAAUCUGCCGUCAUUCUACUUGCCUUCCAUUGACUCAAGUUUCUUCAAUAUGAAGAUAUAUAUCUUUCUUCAGGGAUGUGCAAAAAAAGAUAUUGUACAACCACUAUAAUGGCAAAAGUUAAAAAUUUUCAAGUGUUGGCAAGGAUGUGGGAAAAAUUAUCAUAAGCUACCAAUGAGGAUUUAUAAAUGACUGCAACACCUUUCGGGUAAAGUCUGUGGAUACUAGCAAAGCAGGAUAUUGUAUAACCUAUGAUCAAGCAAAUAUGAUUUUAAACACCCAUCCUAGGGAAAACGUGCAUUUAUAGAAAAAGGAGAUACAUAUAAAUGUGUUCAAUGAAGUAUGGUUUGCCAUUGGGAAAAAAGAGAGAGAGAGGAAGAAAUUAAUCAAAAUGUCCACCAAUAAGAGAAUGAGUGAAUCAAUAAUAGUAUAAAUAAAUAAAAUCCUAAACAGUAGUUAAAACAAGUGAAUCAGAUAUGCCCAUACCAAAUAGAUAAUUUGGAAAACAA
Messenger RNA from Miniopterus natalensis, 1549 nucleotides. RefSeq names its product myelin associated oligodendrocyte basic protein (gene MOBP). Gene Ontology annotation, molecular function: myosin binding; actin binding. Gene Ontology annotation, cellular component: cortical actin cytoskeleton. The record is from RefSeq and is a predicted model, not a curated record. Lineage: Eukaryota; Metazoa; Chordata; Mammalia; Chiroptera; Miniopteridae.